Messenger RNA from Oreochromis aureus, 2185 nucleotides. RefSeq lists its product as uncharacterized. Bases 14 to 1240 code for a protein of 408 amino acids. The transcript is spliced from 6 exons. Lineage: Eukaryota; Metazoa; Chordata; Actinopteri; Cichliformes; Cichlidae. The record is from RefSeq and is a predicted model, not a curated record.
AGCACUGGUUACCAUGGCAGCGCAGCUGAUUCAGGAUGAUUUAACAUUGACCAGGAGAGUUGGAGAAAGUGUCUCCUUCAGCUGUGGAGAUGAUGAAUGUGACUAUACUGGUUUGAUCUGGUACCAGAAGAAAGACACUGAACCAUUUAGGCUAGUCCUUUUCGUGGAUACUGAUGAUGGUAGAGUUGAGUCAAGUUCUAAUCAUUCCCAGAAAGAUGAUUUUUCAGUUGAGAUUAAACAGAACAGAUACCGGUUGAAGAUAGAGAAAGUUAAACUUGAGCAUUCGGCCACUUAUUACUGUGCCUGUUGGAAGGAUGCACCCCACAGUGAGAAAUCUCUAACCACAUCAUCAAGUUCGCUGACUGGACUGAAUGUGGACAAAACCAAGGAGAUGAUUGUCGACUUCAGGAAGACUCGCUCCACCCAUGCACAACUCAGCAUCCACGGUUCCACGGUAGAGACUGUUAACAUCAACAUCAAGUUCCUGGGAGUUCACAUCUCAGACGACCUCACCUGGACCAUCAACACCGCCUCCAUCACCAAAAAGGACAUCUUCCACAAGCGCUACAUCAGCAUGACCUUCAGCAUCGUGCUUGACCCCUCACACCCCUCACAUGGACUUUUCUCCCUCCUCCCAUCCGUGUGUCUCACUGUGGAAGGAGGCUAUGAUUACGACAUCUUCGGCUCUGGAACUAAACUGUAUGUAACAGAUGAGCAGGUAGUGAAGCCCGUGGUGAGCGUGUACCCAGCAGCAUCCAGAGCCCACCUGGAGGGGAACAGCUCCCUGCUGUGUGUGGCCUCAGCCAUGUUUCCUCCUCUGGUCCAGUUCUCCUGGAAAAGACAGAAGAAGAACGGCGGAGAAGCGGAGGAGCUGCCCCCUGCUGAGGGAGAGCAGCUGGAGCUCAGAGAGUCGGGAUACAGCGCCUCCAUUUUAGUGGUUAAUCGGGAUGAUCCCUUCACAUACAUGUACAGCUGUCGUGUCAGACAUCAGGGGGGCACAGUGGAGGCCCAAACACGACAUGAGCUCCUCUCUUAUGUUGUCCAGUCUCAGUGCAGGGUGAAGCUGCUCUGCCUGCUGUACACAGUGCUGAUAGUGAAGAGUCUGGUGUACUGCUGUGGACUCUCUCUGCUGAUGAUCCUCACAAACAAGGGACCGUCCACCAACUGCACACAUGCUGACUGUUUUCUGAUUGGCAUUUUUCACACUCAGAUUUCCCCAAGUGAGCAGGCAGAAAUGUAAAUUAAGUUGUGGCUGGUAAAAUCCAUCCAUCUUCUUCCUCCUAUUUGGGUCUGAGUCGCAGGGGCAGCAGCCUAAGCAGAGAAGCCCAGACUGCCCUCUCUCCAGUAACCUCCUCCAGCUUAUCCGGGGGAACACGAAGGCGUUCCCAGGCCAGCUGAAAGAGAUAAUCUCUCUAACGUAUCCUGGGUCUGCCCCGGGACCACCUCCCGGUGGGACAUGCCUGGUGGUUUGGAGAAAUGUUUAUCAUUUAUACCCUUCUCAAAUAUAACCACCUUAAACUAUAAAAUAGAUAUGCAAAUAUUAAAACAGUCGUUGUUUUAAAGUGUAAAUGUUUCAUAUGGAGUCUUCUUUCUUGUGUAUAAGGUUUUGUUUUUGUUUUUCAGUCAGGUAUGCAAACUAUCAAAACCACAAAGACAGUGAACAUACAUGUGCCAUGAUCAUUAUAGUAAAGAGCUGCUUGGUUUUUUUAGUUUUUUUAAGGAAUGUAUAUUUUUCUUCUUCACUGAUAACACAAGAGGAAAGUUUUUUUUUCUUUACAUGACAUUUGUUGCACCUUGUAUAUAACAAAAAGGUGGCUUAUUCCCUUUUCCACCAAUCCAAAUGCAAAGAUAUAUUCUUUCUCAGUUCUGGGUCCUUGUAUAGUGAAUAUGUGAGAUUUAUUAUUACCAUCACAAACUUGUUUUGUACAGAUUCAGCACAGGUUUAAAAAAAACAUCAUCUAGAGCUUGGAGAAAAUAAUGACAUUUUCAGUGAGCUGAGCCGACCAGCACAUCUGUGUUUGAACCAGUUAUUCAGUUUCGGGUUUCAAACAUUCAAAAUCUUUUCCUCUUUAAAUGUUACAGAAAAAGUAAUGGUGCCUCUUGGUUUCACUCCAGGAUCAUGCAGCUGUGCCAUUCAUGUGGGUUGAUGCUUGAAACCUACCGUAACAGUGUAGCUAUUGUAUGU